Mus musculus (house mouse) is the source of this 2735-nucleotide messenger RNA. RefSeq names its product paired Ig-like receptor B (gene Pirb). Lineage: Eukaryota; Metazoa; Chordata; Mammalia; Rodentia; Muridae. The transcript has 15 exons. The coding region runs from base 57 to 2591 and encodes 844 amino acids. The record is from RefSeq and is marked validated. Gene Ontology annotation, biological process: cell surface receptor signaling pathway. Gene Ontology annotation, cellular component: plasma membrane.
GAAAGGCUCUGUAGCUCUGCCCUUGAGCACAGUUGCAGCCACUGAGGGGAGAUGCCAUGUCCUGCACCUUCACAGCCCUGCUCCGUCUUGGACUGACUCUGAGCCUCUGGAUCCCAGUGCUGACAGGGUCCCUCCCUAAGCCUAUCCUCAGAGUACAGCCAGACUCUGUGGUCUCCAGGAGGACUAAGGUGACCUUCUUGUGUGAAGAGACAAUUGGAGCCAAUGAGUACCGCCUCUAUAAAGAUGGAAAGCUAUAUAAAACCGUAACAAAGAACAAACAGAAGCCAGAAAACAAGGCUGAAUUCUCAUUCUCAAAUGUAGACCUGAGUAAUGCAGGUCAAUAUCGAUGUUCCUACAGCACCCAGUAUAAAUCAUCAGGCUACAGUGACCUCCUGGAGCUGGUGGUGACAGGACACUACUGGACACCCAGCCUUUUAGCCCAAGCCAGCCCUGUGGUAACUUCAGGAGGGUAUGUCACCCUCCAGUGUGAGUCCUGGCACAACGAUCACAAGUUCAUUCUGACUGUAGAAGGACCACAGAAGCUCUCGUGGACACAAGACUCACAGUAUAAUUACUCUACAAGGAAGUACCACGCCCUGUUCUCUGUGGGCCCUGUGACCCCCAACCAGAGAUGGAUAUGCAGAUGUUACAGUUAUGACAGGAACAGACCAUAUGUGUGGUCACCUCCAAGUGAAUCCGUGGAGCUCCUGGUCUCAGGUAAUCUCCAAAAACCAACCAUCAAGGCUGAACCAGGAUCUGUGAUCACCUCCAAAAGAGCAAUGACCAUCUGGUGUCAGGGGAACCUGGAUGCAGAAGUAUAUUUUCUGCAUAAUGAGAAAAGCCAAAAAACACAGAGCACACAGACCCUACAGGAGCCUGGGAACAAGGGCAAGUUCUUCAUCCCUUCUGUGACACUACAACAUGCAGGGCAAUAUCGCUGUUAUUGUUACGGCUCAGCUGGUUGGUCACAGCCCAGUGACACCCUGGAGCUGGUGGUGACAGGAAUCUAUGAAUACUAUGAACCCAGGCUGUCAGUACUGCCCAGCCCUGUGGUGACAGCUGGAGGGAACAUGACACUCCACUGUGCCUCAGACUUUCCCUACGAUAAAUUCAUUCUCACCAAGGAAGAUAAGAAAUUCGGCAACUCACUGGACACAGAGCAUAUAUCUUCUAGUGGACAGUACCGAGCCCUGUUUAUUAUAGGACCCACAACCCCAACCCAUACAGGGGCAUUCAGAUGUUACGGUUACUACAAGAAUGCCCCACAGCUGUGGUCAGUACCUAGUGCUCUCCAACAAAUACUCAUCUCAGGGCUGUCCAAGAAGCCCUCUCUGCUGACUCACCAAGGCCAUAUCCUGGACCCUGGAAUGACCCUCACCCUGCAGUGUUUCUCUGACAUCAACUAUGACAGAUUUGCUCUGCACAAGGUGGGGGGAGCUGACAUCAUGCAGCACUCUAGCCAGCAGACUGACACUGGCUUCUCUGUGGCCAACUUCACACUGGGCUAUGUGAGUAGCUCCACUGGAGGCCAAUACAGAUGCUAUGGUGCACACAACCUCUCCUCUGAGUGGUCAGCCUCCAGUGAGCCCCUGGACAUCCUGAUCACAGGACAGCUCCCUCUCACUCCUUCCCUCUCAGUGCAGCCUAACCACACAGUGCACUCAGGAGAGACCGUGAGCCUGCUGUGUUGGUCAAUGGACUCUGUGGAUACUUUCAUUCUGUCCAAGGAGGGAUCAGCCCAGCAACCCCUGCGACUAAAAUCAAAGUCCCAUGAUCAGCAGUCCCAGGCAGAAUUCUCCAUGAGUGCUGUGACCUCCCAUCUCUCAGGCACCUACAGGUGCUAUGGAGCUCAAGACUCAUCUUUCUACCUCUUGUCAUCUGCCAGUGCCCCUGUGGAGCUCACAGUCUCAGGACCCAUCGAAACCUCUACCCCGCCACCCACAAUGUCCAUGCCACUAGGUGGACUGCAUAUGUACCUGAAGGCUCUCAUUGGAGUGUCUGUGGCCUUCAUCCUGUUCCUCUUCAUCUUCAUCUUCAUUCUUCUUCGACGAAGACAUCGGGGAAAAUUCAGGAAAGAUGGUGAGGAGGUCCAGAAAGAGAAAGACUUGCAACUUUCUUCAGGAGCUGAAGAGCCCAUAACCAGGAAAGGAGAACUCCAGAAGAGGCCCAACCCAGCUGCUGCCACCCAGGAAGAAAGCCUAUAUGCUUCAGUGGAGGACAUGCAAACUGAGGAUGGAGUGGAGCUGAACAGCUGGACACCACCUGAGGAAGAUCCCCAGGGAGAGACUUAUGCCCAGGUGAAACCCUCCAGGCUCAGGAAGGCAGGACAUGUCUCACCUUCUGUCAUGUCAAGGGAACAACUGAACACAGAAUAUGAACAAGCAGAAGAGGGCCAAGGAGCAAACAAUCAGGCUGCCGAAUCUGGGGAGUCCCAGGAUGUGACCUAUGCCCAGCUGUGCAGCAGGACACUCAGACAGGGGGCAGCUGCAUCUCCUCUCUCCCAGGCAGGGGAAGCCCCAGAGGAGCCCAGUGUAUAUGCUACUCUGGCGGCUGCUCGUCCAGAGGCUGUUCCCAAGGACAUGGAGCAAUGACCCCCUGCCUGCCAGGAUGCCUAGCAGAGACCUCCAAGGGACUCUGGGAACUUUUGGAAACGUGACUGCACUUUAAGUAACAUCAGAGUUUGGAAAUAAAGCUAGAGAUUUCUCAAUAAUCAAGUGAAAUGAGAAAUGAAAUGG